Molecule: messenger RNA, 1255 nt
Organism: Dioscorea cayenensis subsp. rotundata (Guinea yam)
Lineage: Eukaryota; Viridiplantae; Streptophyta; Magnoliopsida; Dioscoreales; Dioscoreaceae
Product: 2-alkenal reductase (NADP(+)-dependent)-like
Exons: 4
Coding region: 77-1132 (351 amino acids)
Molecular function (GO): 2-alkenal reductase [NAD(P)H] activity
Source: RefSeq, a predicted model, not a curated record
UUAACAAACAAAGAGGUAAAAGAAAAAGUUUAAAAGAAAAAAAAAAAAAAGGAAAUAUUAGAGGUAUAGAAAUAAAAUGGCUGGUGUUGCUGAAGGGGAGGUGAUAAAGAACAACAAGAAGGUGUUGUUAAAGAAGUAUGUGAGUGGGUUUCCACAAGAGAGUGAUCUGGAGGUUGUCACCAAUGAAACUAUCCUUCUUAAAGUCCCUCAGGGAUCUAAAGCUGUUCUGGUUAAGAACCUCUACCUCUCUUGUGAUCCUUUUCUUAGAGUCCUUAUGUCCAAGUUUGCUGAAGCUCACUAUAUUGAACCUUUUCAUCCAGGCACUGUUAUUAGAGGUUUUGGAGUGAGUAGAGUGUUGGAAUCUGGUCAUCCUGAUUUCAAAGAAGGGGAGUAUGUAUGGGGGAUAACUGGAUGGGAGGAAUAUAGUCUCAUCACUGACACUGAGAAAAUUUUCAAGAUCCCAUUCACUGAUGUUCCUCUUUCUUACUACACUGGACUUCUUGGGAUGACUGGAUUGACAGCAUAUAUAGGAUUCAAUGAGAUAUGUUCUCCAAAAGAAGGAGAGUAUGUAUUUAUAUCAGCAGCAUCAGGAGCUGUUGGGCAGCUUGUGGGACAAUUGGCCAAGCUUAAGGGUUGCUAUGUUGUUGGGACUGCUGGUUCUGAUGAGAAGGUUGAACUUUUGAAGACCAAGUUUGGUUUUGAUGAUGCUUUUAAUUAUAAAACAGAGAAAAGUUUGAGAGCAGCCGUCAGGAGGUGUUUUCCUAAAGGGAUAGACAUAUACUUUGACAACGUGGGAGGUGCACUGCUUGAUGCUGCUCUUCUGAACAUGAGAGACAAUGGUAGGAUAUCAGCAUGUGGGAUGAUCUCUCAAUAUAAUUUAGAGAAGCUUGAAGGUGUGCAUUUCUUAGUGAAAGUGAUCACAAAAAAACUCACAAUGAAAGGAUUCAACGUCGCUGAUCAUUUCAAUCUCUAUCCAAAAUUUCUGGAGGUGAUCAUGCCACACAUUAAGAAUGGAGAAAUCACAUACUUGGAAGACAAGGUUGAAGGAAUUGAGAAUGUUCCUGCUGCUCUUAUUGGACUUUUUACCGGCAAAAAUGUGGGGAAACAAUUCGUUGUUUUGGCUGAUGAGUAAUUAAUAAUAUAUACUAUAUAUAUAAUGAUCAUCAGACAUGCUUGUUUCUUGUUUUCAUCAAAUAAGAUGAGAUUCAUGUCAAUUUCUUGACUAUUAAUUAAAUAUGAUUAUGAAUUAAGGUUU